This is a messenger RNA of Trichobilharzia regenti, 514 nucleotides long. Lineage: Eukaryota; Metazoa; Platyhelminthes; Trematoda; Strigeidida; Schistosomatidae. The record is from the annotation of a GenBank genome assembly.
AUAGAAUUGUUCUCAUCUGGUUGAUUACUGCGAAAAGUGUGUGAAAAUUAUGCGAAGUAUCCUCUUGUUUCUACUAAUCGGUGGUGACAUUUAUAAUGUUCACAUAAACAGUAUUCCGUUGAACAAAAAUGGACUCCCACAGGUUCCACUUUUGCCUCGAACACUUCCUCCAUCCGGACAAUCCCCAGAUUUCGCACCACCCCCGUCAUUCGGACAACUCCCACAAUUUGGAUCACCUCCGUCAUUUGGACAACCUCCACAAUUUGAACCACCGCCAUCAUUCGGACAACCUCCACAAUAUGGACCACCUCCAUCAUUCGCACAACCUCCACAAUUUGGACCACCUCCAUCAUUCGGACAACCUCCACAAUUUGGACCACCUCCAUCAUUCGGACAACCUCCACAAUUCGGUACACCGCGAUCAUUCGGACAAACCCCACAAUUCGGACCACCUACAUCAUUCGGACAACCUCCACAAUUUGGACCACCUCCACCAUUCCCACAACCUGCAUAA